Messenger RNA from Armigeres subalbatus, 1388 nucleotides. Its product is annotated as serine protease 1-like. The transcript is spliced from 2 exons. The record is from RefSeq and is a predicted model, not a curated record. Gene Ontology annotation, molecular function: serine-type endopeptidase activity. Bases 342 to 1175 code for a protein of 277 amino acids. Gene Ontology annotation, biological process: proteolysis. NCBI's taxonomy places the organism in Eukaryota, Metazoa, Arthropoda, Insecta, Diptera, Culicidae.
UCUCGGUUCAAAUUUUCUUUCACCGAAUAAAAUCAAAUAUAUAAUAUUACCGAGCUGAAACUCUCAAUUUAAGUGUGUAGAAGAGAUAAUGAUCGUCUCCAUAGUAUGAGAUGGAUACAAAGAUACAAAUGAAGCCCUAUACUAUCUCAGGAUUAGGAGUCAAUCAUUUUCGGGUGUUUUGAUCAGAUUCCGGAGCAAUGUGUCAAAGUUGUGCUAUGAAAUCAGAAACAAAUCAGUACAAGUGAUAAGAUAAGGCCAUAAAAAUCGGUAGCAAAGUUGAACAGCUCACCCGUUAAUGCUGACAGUAUCUAAUUGCUUUCCGUGACGGUUGGGUUACGAAAAUGAAAAAUUUGCUCUUUAUAUCCAUAGUUGCCACUGUUCUUGCAGCUGCGUACGCUGCUGAAGAUGCAUCACCUCGUUUAACCGGAGGGACGAAUACUGUUCCAGGACAAUUUCCCUCCGCUGUUAGCAUCGAUUCUCCUCACAACCUACACUGCGGCGGCACCAUCCUCAACCGUCAGCAUGUGCUGACCGCGGCUUGGUGCGUCAUGCACCCAACCACGUUUACUCUCAUCAAUCCGUUCUGGUUGCGUGUCACAGCAGGUGAUGUUAACUUGGUGACAUCAACUAUUAGACGUGAGGUCCGCAAUGUGACGCAUCUCUUCGUACACCCGAACUACAAUCGGCUGACCAACAAUCACGAUUUGGCCGUGAUCCGUGUCAACACAUUGUUCCCGGAGUUCCACAAUACGAUUGAGCCUGCAGUGAUCAACACCCGACUACUUUCCGAUGGUACCGCAUGUCUGUUCGCUGGAUGGGGUUCCGCCACUGAUGGAGCCGCUGCUACGCUCAACCCCGUACAGCGAGUGAUCACCGUUCCCAUUUUGCCGACCGGUACGUGCAACGGAGCCACUGUCCAUGCGAACCGUGUGCUGUCGACGAUGUUCUGCGCCGGAUCUAUCGCCGCAACACCCAACACCGUUUGUCAGGGUAACAUCGGCGGUGGCGUCUUCUGCAAUGACCAGCUCGCGGGUGUUCUGACAUUUGGAACAGCAUGUGGAGCGGCCAACCAGCCGGGAGUUUACAUCGACAUCAGGCAGUAUCAGACCUGGAUCCAGAACCAGUUCACUCGCACCGAUAAUCCUGCCCCUGGGUGGGUCCCGAACCCUUUGUAAAUGAUGGUGAUAUUUUCGAGAAUAAAAACUAUUUAUUGUUAAGUAUUUAGUAAACAUUCCAAUGACCCAAUCACGGAUUAAUCGCAUCUCGGUUCAAAAGGGUAAGAAUCAAGUGCAGAUCAAAACCAUCGAGCAUCGUGACUAAUGUCUUACGUAAAUCCUACGUACAAUAAGCAGAAAUCAGUAAUAAAUAUAUCUUUAAGCAAAAACCAU